Molecule: messenger RNA, 1347 nt
Organism: Triticum dicoccoides
Lineage: Eukaryota; Viridiplantae; Streptophyta; Magnoliopsida; Poales; Poaceae
Exons: 2
Coding region: 104-1078 (324 amino acids)
Source: RefSeq, a predicted model, not a curated record
UCGCCGUGCCAUUGCCAUCCGCCAGCGAGCGAGCGAGAGAGAGAGAGACAGUGUGUUUGUGUGAGAGUGAGGGAUCGAGCGAGGUAGUGGUGGCUAGGCGGCCAUGGCUGGAUUGCGUGAGAUGGCGAUAUUCUACUCACAAGAGCGCAGCUUCUUCCACAGGCUGGUGCGCGACCUCGGGCAGGAGAAGGAGCAUAUGAGGUGGGUGAUCGCGCUCUGGCUCUGGUUCGAGGCCGAUGGGAACGACAAGUUCAUGCGCCGCGCGGCCGCGCUUCCGGGCCCCGUCGUGCUGCGCUUCGUCGACGAGGCGCUGGCGUGCCUCGCCCGCCUCGCCGGCCGCGUGCUCCCCGGCGCCAGCACCCUCCUCCCCUGCACCAACGCGCUCCUCAACAAGCCCAUCGACGACGUCACCUACUUCGACGAGCACCGCGACAACAUCAUGCCCCGCGUCAAGUUACUGUACAAGACCGUCUGCCGCGUCGUCCUCGACGACGCCUGCGCCUCCGACGACGCCGUCUUCUUUCCCAGGAGCAGCGCCGCCUCCGCGCCGCGCGCCAUCGGCACUCCCGUGCUCGCCAGCGCCGUCUCCCCACCCCCCCAGACGCCAACGACGCCGAGGUUCGCCGACUUGAACGCAAUAGUGACGCCGAGGUUCUCCCAGCUGAACGCGAUGGCGCCGCCGUGGGCCCCGAUCCGGCUGGCGCAGCCGUACCAGCCCCAGCCCCAGCCCCAGCCCCCACCCCAGCACCAGCACCAGCAGCAUCAGAUGAUGAUCAUCGACCGCCUUCCAGAGGAGUUCCGCUCGCUCUUCAUCACCUUCUCCCGCGGCUACCCCAUCGACAAGGACGACAUCAGGGACUUCUUCAACUCGCUGCACGGGCGCCCGUGCGUGGAGGACGUGAUGGUGGAGAGGGCGGCGCCGGGGCAGAUGCCGGUGUACGGGAGGGUGGUGCUGCAGAGCGCGGACAUGAUCCCGGCGCUGCUCGGGGGCGAGCCGACGGCCAAGUUCAUCAUCAAGGGCAGGCACCUCUGGGCCAGGGUCUACGUGCCCUGCUCCAGGAACACCUUCCAAGCCUGAAUGCUCGAUCCGUCCAUCCAUGCAUCCAGCUACCUGGCCUACAAUUAAGCUGCAUGCGUGCAUGGAGCUGGAGCUUCAAGAUGUGCCAUGGCACAGUCAGUUACCCGGUUCAUAUGCUACCUACUACUACUCGAUCGAUUGGUCCAGAGACUAUGCUCGAGAGAUGAGACAACCAUCGAUCGAUAUACAUAUGUGUGUCCAGUUUGUGCUUUGUGCUUGUCUUAAUUAUAUCGGAUAUGUGGAAUAAAUGUGUGUUUACUUCCGUUUGA